Molecule: messenger RNA, 6408 nt
Organism: Cyprinodon tularosa
Lineage: Eukaryota; Metazoa; Chordata; Actinopteri; Cyprinodontiformes; Cyprinodontidae
Product: nck-associated protein 5-like
Exons: 14
Coding region: 311-4525 (1404 amino acids)
Biological process (GO): microtubule depolymerization; microtubule bundle formation
Cellular component (GO): microtubule plus-end
Source: RefSeq, a predicted model, not a curated record
GCGGCAGACCGGCGGAGGAGAAUCUGCCUUCAGGUCCUGAUCCGUCUGCGGUGAUCGGCUGUUUGCAGACGGAGGCUGAGGAUGCAGCAGGAUGCUGGGAUCCACGGCGGCGGGACGUCUGGACGCUCUGAGUCGCCCGCCUCUCUGAUGCCGACUGGGAACCUCUGCAGAGACUCGUCAGCCUGCUGACUGCUGUCAUCCGUCUCACUGGAAACACAGCAACGCCUCCCAGUCUGAUCAAGGAUUAUAUUCCCAGUCAGGAGGAACAUCGGAACGCCAAGAGGAAAGGAGGCUGGGCAGGAAACAGCAGAUGGUGACACUGCAGCAGCGCUUCUGCAGCAUGGAGGAGACGGUGCGAUCACUUCUACAGAACCAGGAGCCGCUGGAAGGGCCCAGUGUGGACCCACUGGACUUGAUGAAGGCUUACAAGGACAAACUCCUGGAGGAGAUGUGGAAGCAACAGGACAGUCUGGAGGGUCCCGCAGCCACGGCAGCCGAGACGAUACCCGAGGACAACCUAAAGGACAGCAACCCUCUGCUGGAGCGUCUUCGAGCCCUGGAGGCGGAGAACUCGGCUCUGUCGCUGGAAAAUGACAACCAGAGGAAGCAGUAUGAACGCUGCCUGGAUGAGGUGGCCAACCAGGUGGUGCAGGCCCUCCUCACACAGAAGGACCUGAAGGAGGAGUGUGUGAAGCUGCGGACUCGUGUGUUUGACCUGGAGCAGCAGAACCGGAUCCUGAGCGUCUUGUUCCAGCAGCGUGUCAAAGCGUCCACCGCCUCCGCCUCUCAGGAGGUCCUACGAAACGGAAAGGCCAAAAGUAUCGCAGCUGGAAGAUGGCCCAGCCUGCUGAGCCUAACGUGUCCACGGAGUAGUGGCAGCGGCAGCAGCAGUGAGCUGUCUCUGUCCAGUGCUGGCAGCGAAUACUCCAGCGGGUCUCAUACCUGGGCAGACGGACGGGGUUUCUCCAAACAGUGUGGCCCCAGCCGUGACAAACGGAUGAGUACAGGCUCAGUAUCCAGCAAUCAUUCAGUCUUCAUUGAGCAAACUGACCUGGGAUGGAAAGAGGGCCAUAUUCUGAGAGGCCUAAAGCAUCUUCAGAUGAACAAGUCCAAAGAGGCAACCUCAGCUGCAGCAUCACACUGCAAAGACUGUAUGACCUCAAACGAGGGUAUAUACUCUUCUGGUGUCAAGUCACGCCAACAAGGUUCUCCUUCCAAGAAACCUCCAAUAUGUAAACCUGUAAGCACUGAUACAGGGGCUUCCAUCCUGGACAUUGAAGAUCCAGAUGAGAAAUCCCGUUCAACAGAAUCAGGUGACCGAGCAACAAAAAAACAUCUUCAUUUGGACACACUGAUAGUCACAGAGGCUGACGAAAAAGCUCUGCGAGAAAACUCAUCUAUUCCAGCUAAUUCUGGUCUUUUUCCUUCACCUGACUUUGACAACUUCCUAUAUUUAGAGGGACCCACAGUCAAACCUGGAGUGAGCCCAACAGAUAGCCUUACAAGGUCUGCAGGGAUGAACAAGAACUCACUGGAUGAGCAAAUAUUUUCUGUCCAGAAGAUCAGCGAUAGGAAUAACAACCAAGAACGGUCCACUGACCGUAAAUCCAGACUUGAUUCUAAUAAAAGACAACAAGCUAGACUUCCCAUCAAACAAACAGAAGCAGAGCUAAAUGAUGUCAGUUCAUUAGUUCAGCAUUCUGCAACAAGAGCUCUAAGCUGUAUGAAUGAAGCCAGACAGCGAAGCUCCUCCAUGGAGGUGCCUCACUGCAGAGACCAGGCAAACCAAGCCGGCUGGGAAAGCAAGGCCUGGACCAGCUCAGAAUCGCCACAGAGGAGGCCAAAACUGCACUUUUGUGACUCGGCGAGGAAGGCGUUUAUCCUGCGAAGCAAGAGUGCAGAUGGAGGCCAAGAACAACUUAAGCAUACCCACUCUCCUCUCCAUCAGAAGCUUAUCAAGGGUCAAAGGUCCAAAGGGCAGCAAAGCCCACGCUCGCUAGCUCCCAGUGUUCCAGCCAAAAGGGCAAACCCUCACACCUCAAGCCAAUGCACAUUAGCUCAAAUGGAGAAAGACCAAGAUGUUUUGGUGUCAGCAGGUUCCAAGUCUCUUGAGAGUGUGCCACAGCUGUCUCCACUUGCAUCUCCUGUAAAACAGUCAAAGAUUCUUAAGUCACCAGGCAUUAAAGAUAGCCCAAAGAGUCCCACUAACCAAUCAGCUAGAGUCUCUAGCAAUGAUUCUAUUGAAGAGAACAUCUAUGACAACCUGCCAUGUUCACCACAGAAACAGAGACGCCAAGAACAAGACUGUGAUCGGCUGAGAUCGGAACAAAGGUCUCCAUCUCCACCCCUACCACCGGGUCGAACUACUUCCCUUCUCCUUAGAUCCGUCUCAGAGUGCGCAACCAAAGACAAAAAUGUGACAAGUCCGAUUCAAAGUUCAACCACUGGCAAGCCAUCAUCAGCUAUGGCUAAGACAAAUCCUGAGGUCAGUUCUGCUCUAGAAACUCAACAAUCCAACAUGAAAACAGAUGAAGACCCAAAAAGGACAGAUAUUCCUAGCUCAGUCUGCCUCUCCAAUCCAUCAAACAUCCCUCAUGUCCCUGUUCAAGAAUCAGAGCCUUCAGAUUCGUUUCAGCUCGAUAGAAUCAUCUCAUGCCCCAAUGGGAACGGAGCUCCCAGUAUGUCAACAAAUCAGAAUAUUCUGCAAAGAUCCCAACAGAGCAUCAGUGAGCCAAAACUUUCUGAAGUCUUGCCCACUACUUUCUCUCAUGUUUUCCACCAUGGGAUGCCGGGUAAUCCCCAGACCUCCACUUCCAAUGCUGUAAAGAGGUCUCUUCCUGUGAAUGCCAGAUCUCAUGAAGCAAUCUCUGGACAUAACGGGACUACCUUUCUGGUUUUUGGAGGACAGAGUAAAGAUGAAGCACACAGUCUUCAGACACUCCAGACGUUUAGAUGUGAUCCCCAUGUGAUGCAUAACUAUGGUGAACGGGAGACAUCUUGUAGGAAGAUUGAGACCCGCUGUAACUCCCUGGAUUCUGAGCCACUUCAGCCUGUUGGAUCUGACACUAGUGGGAUGUUAGACUGGGGAUUCGAUGAGCAGGGCUGGCUCUUUAAACGGUCCGUAUCUGUUUCUACCAGACCUCUUCUAAAGCCAGUUCUGGGCAUGAAUGGAGCUAAGGCUCGUAGUCAGAGCUUCGGCGCGCGCUACAUUGACAGGCAGAGUUUCAACAGAUCUGGAAAGGUACGUACCCAGAUCAAAACCCAUUCAGGGAGCUCCCUCAAUUCUCUUGGAGACGUCCUUCCAGGUAGUAUGAGCUGCUCCAGCAGCUACCACUGUCCGAUGAAUAGAUCACUUCUCAACAACUUUUUGAUUGAAGAAGGGUUAAGGGUUCCCUCUCACUUGGGGUCCUCCAGUGAAAAACUUCAAAGUCUUAAACUCCAGCGAGAGCAGGCCAGGCGGCUUCAGAUCGAGCAACAGUUUUCAAGCGCCUUUGGAGAGCCGGUCUCUGAAGAACCGGAGAGACAAAGCACUAUAACCACCAUUGAAGAGAAAGUGAUGCUUGGGAUUGAGGAGAACUUGCACAAGUCCCAGGAAAAUGAGAAAACUAGUGAAGUGAAGCCCAAGUCAGGCUCUAGCAUUGCUAGUUGGUUUGGAUUCCGUAAGAGUAAGCUUCCUGCUCCAAGCAACAAAAAGACGGAUCCGCCAGAAGCCAAAAAAGAAAAGCGGGAACAAAAGAUUACAUCUCUGCUGGGAGGAAAAAGUGCAAAGUCUGACAAGAAGAAAGACAGACGGAAAAGUGAUGGAAAAGAUUGCUCUGUGGGAAUAAGAGAGUCACAUGAUGCAGUCCGGGCAUGCAUCUCCAUGCCCUGCCCAGGAAUGUCCCUCAGUGAGGUCCAAGGACACGCCCACCUCAUAGGGGAUCCUCAGAUGCCGAGCCGCAGACCUGAUGGUGAGAAUGGAUCCGCAGUGAGGAGCCCCAGCCAGGAGGGGGCGAUAGGUCAGGACCCGUGUUCCCUGCUGGUACCUGCCGCAGUGCGGGCCCCUGAUGAUGGCCGGCCUUUAGCCGGUGGCUUGGGCUGCAAGAUGCGGACGUUGGACAGCGGAAUCGGGACUAUCCCCCCCCCAGAAUCCUGCUCCUUCUUCUCCUCCAUCCUCGGCUUCCUUCCCAAAUCCUCGUCGACCCCUCAGGAGUCCCUCAGUGUUCCCGGUUCCUCCCCCAGAGACGUGUCCCCUCUGCCCCGAUGGAGAGUACCUGCCAGCUAUAAGGACAGCAGCCUCGCAGGAGUUCCCGGCUCCGUGUCCGACUCCAUGAUCCGUAUCCCAGCAGUGCCUUUCCCCACUGUGGCCUUCCUGCAGCCUGUCCAACCCGUCUCUGAACCCGUCCUGACCCCAGCCUGUGUGUGUGACCCCCGGAGCAGGCUGCCCAGACCACCCAGAGGUGUGACGGAACCAAAGAAGGCGACUGAUAACAGAACAGGAACUACGACCCGACAGAAAGGACAGACCAGACUCUCAGCUUCCUAACAGGCCUCUAAGCUGAAGCUGUGGACCUGAGGGGGUCUGUGGGAAUCAUCUCAGACUCUGCAGGAACCCGGAGCCUCUCAGGAUGAUCGGGACCAAGACGACACGGUUUGGCGCCUCCAGCGGCUCUCAGUGAGGUGCUGUGAUUCAGAGCACCUGAUCGCAGACCGUCUGGCUGCCGUCUGUCUGCGUCUGGUUGAUUUAGCAGCAAAGCUGAAAACUACUGCUCCAACCCCCCACCCCCAGACUCAUCCUAACGUCUUCCUCACAUCCAGGUUGUUGUAGUCUAGUUACCCCUCAGGUGUGACUGUGGGAUGCAGCGUUCACCUGGGAUUUCUCCUCACUGCAAAGGAAAUUAGCUCAUAAAUUACAGUUUAGCUCUAAUUCUUUUUCUUUAAGCUCUCAAAAUCCCUAAAAUCUGGUUUUCUGUGACGUUCAGGAAAUGGAGUUUCAUAAAGCAGGAUUAACUCUCUAAAAUGAUCUAGAAUAAAGUCGGGAACUCUGAGUUUGAUGUUUCACAACAGCUGCUAUCAUUGUUCAAUCAACUCCUAGUAGAACCCCUCACAGUGGGGCGCCUGCGUAACAGGAAGGUAAAGCCCUGAUUCGACCAGUCACCAUGGCAACAGGAAACAGGAAGUACCUAUUUCACCCACUGGAACUAGAGAUUUAAUGAAGAAAUGGGAAAAAGGAGAAUGUGUUUUAAAAAAGCGCUACAAGUGAGAGGUGAAGGAGGAGAUUGCUGCUUGGGUUUAUAUGAAGUGGUCUAUGGCAGGCCGUUUUAACAUUUAUUAAAAGCACUCUGAUGUUCCAUUUGUACAUCACUAAAAUAAGAUAGAAAUCACACUCCUAGACUGAACUGUAAUAAUCGAUUUUAUUAAUUACAUUUUUGUAGCAGAAACUGAAUUUCAGAAGGUAAAAAAAAUUAUAAUAAGAAUUAAGUUUUAUUUACCUAGAAAUGUUUCCACAUUUUAAGUGUCUGUUCUGACAUUUAUCAGCUUGACUAAAAAUGUAUUUAUAUCUGAAAUAAAUUCCUUCAUAGUCAAAAUAAUACAGAUGAUGAACAGUAAUAUUAGGAAUAUUGAGAUCUGAAAUUAAUUCAUAGACAUCCAGAAUAUUCAUUCUAGAUGUGAAGAGUGUCAUUUUGUGGGGGAGGGCAUAGAACUUAGAAUCCAGAGGUUCUGACUUCAAGUCCCACUCCCACAGCCUCCACUCUGGGUCCCUGAGAAAGACCCUUAACGCCGCACAAUGGCAGCCCACUGCUCCCCGAGAGGAGGGGUUACAUACAGAGAGGGAAUUUGAUUUAAAUGGACGUUAUUAGCGGCUAUCAGUCCCAUAGAAUGGCUUCAGAUUGGGCCAGUAGGCUCAGAGGUUAUCAUCAUCCAGUUAAUCCUAACCCUAAAGUUUUUCAUUUUUCCCUGUGGAAUUAAUGAAUCUAUUUAUCUGUAAUCUGAGAAUAAUCUCAGUAGUUCUUCAUGAACUGUGUAAAUAACUAAAUAAAAAUAAAAUGCUCCGCAUCUCGUUCAUACUAAACCGUAACCAGUAAUCUCCUCUCCUGUCACUGAGUGUAGAAUCCUCUCCCUAUAAAUAUUUAAUUCUCUGAGAAUUAAUGCCAAUCAUUCUUUAUUAAGAUCCUCGUCAAACAGACAUGCAAUGUUUGUUUUUAAAACCUAAUGCAUCUAAAGGACCUGGAGAAUUAUAUAUUUUUUAUGCACAAAACUAGGACAAACCCCCCAAACUAAAUGAGGAAAUCAAGCAGCGUGAUUGGCUGUAAGGAGAGAGAGACAGAGGACCCUGAGUUUACUGAAGGAAAGCAGGUUAGCGGUGGCAGGAUGUUACCAUGGCAACAGAAACAGAGGAUGAGGAAACUGUGAAACAGAAAACUCAGA